UGUGAAAUACCACUGUAAGCACAAUUUAAAUCAAUCUACUGUAUCUUUCCAACAACCAAGACAGUAAUUUACAUAACUUUAAUAGCUCACAAUACACAACAACCUAUACCACGAUACUAAUAACAUAAACUCUAAUUUCUGCAAGUGUAACAUGACAAAAAUGUAACUCUAGACUAAAAAUCAGUGAAUUCCAAUGCAAGGAAAUGUCUGUUCUUAUAAUUGCUACAUUCUUUCAUGCUUCAUAUUCACAACUGAAAAUGCAAGGGAAAAAGUACCUAAUGGGUUAUAGGCUACACGAUUGGGGAUCAAUUCCUCAUAAAUUUUUCUUUUGCCCACCUAGCUCUCUAGCCAAUGAGUACCAUGAUUGUUUCCUUCAAGAGAAGUGGCCAGGGCAUGAAGCUAACCACAAUCUUCAAUCCAGAGCAGAUUUAGAAUGCGCUGAGGUACACCUCCACUCCCCAGUGUCUUGAUGAUGGCCCCAUCUGCGGUUCAUGUAACGCAUAAACUGGCUUGCUUUGUGUGUGAAGAAAGCUUAGAAACUGUCAGCUCCCUGCAUUACCACCAAAUGUGCUACCAUACAACGGAGGAACUUUCACUGGCUUUAUUGACUCUGAAGGGGCUUAAGUUGUUGGUUGGGGACUUAGAAGAAGCAACGGAUAGUGAAGAUGCUGUGCUUCGCACAGGCUUAGCUAAGUAUCCACAUUUUCUUUUGAAUGAGAAUUCCAACAAGGCAGAAAGUGAUUCAGAAUCUACUGCAACAGCUGAAUCGUCCAAAUUGCAAGGUGCAAUUUCGACAUUGGAUGGUGAGAGAGUUAGGGUGCCUGUAGUUAGAAUCUAUCAUCGAACAGAUGCAAACAGUGAAGAGCCCUUAAGCAAUCCGUCUACUGAAGAGUUUUCAGAGGACAUUAAUAUAACUCCAUUAAGAAGCAGGAGUGAAUGUAGAACAAGAACCAGAAUGACUUUGAGGAAAAGAAAAAAUGAUCCAAGCAUAUGCAAAGAUACUGGAUUGUCUAAAAGAACUUGUAUUCAGAAGAUCAGGAAGAGGCAAUCGGUUAUGUCCAGCAGAAAGAAUGUUGAAAAAUUUGAGGACCAGAAUAUGGGAAACCUUGAACUGGAAUGUUGCAGUGAUGAUGGAAAAACUAUCAGCGGCAAACAUGAAAAUAGUUCAGAAACUGAUACUGAUAAUGAAGUAAUGAAGAAAUGUGCAUCAGGGUUGGGUCACUCUGUUGAAAGUCAUGUCAGUCAGACAAGGGAUAAAGCUUGUGAUACAUUUUCUACUAUUUUUGCCAAAAGUGAUGUUGAAACUGGUGAAGGUGGAAGUUGUGAGUCUCAGAAAGUCACAACUGACACAGAAUGUCUGACAGAAACUAAUGGCCUAUUGACCAGUUCUCCCAAGACUGAAGCGAACACUCCCAUUCACAAAGGGAGUUCCUGUUCAUCUCCUUCCUCUGUUGAUAGUCUCCUCUCACCAGAUAAUUCUCCACGUCCAGAGCGUUAUAUUAAAGCAAUCAUUUCCAGAUUGCCUAACAUUAUAAUCUCAGAUACUGACCAAAAUACCAAUGUGAAAUCCCAAGGGAGGCGAACCAGUAGGAAGAAACAAAGAACCCCACGAAAGUAUGUUAACGACAGCUAUGUGUUGCCAUCUCCAGUUUCGAGACACCACCGUUCCAGUGUUCAGUAUGAUUACAGUAGCAAGCAACAGAAGAAAGAGAACGUGCAGUUUCAAGACUUCUUUGUUCCAAACGUGCAGUUGCAGAAUGGUAUUGAUGCAAAAUGUGGCACCAGUCCGUUGGAUAUUUCGGAGAAAGAAGUUCAGACAACGAUGAUGAAUCCUUCUGAUGAUGAUUCAGGGAUACAAGUGGAAGAACGGGAAAGAAAAUGUAAAAGGAACGUUGUAGAUGAGUCUACAAGCAAACAAACGCAGACAGGGCUCCUCAGCAUAACAACGCAGCGGCUGGCAGCUUAUCGUAAACAGCCUUCAAGAAAGUGUCAGAAAGAACAGCCUAAUGGUAAGAAAUUAGACUCCAGUCGCAACACAAAUGCUGUGCGACAGAGUGAAGUGCUUGAAAGUGUUGCUGCCAGUGAUUCAAAGACUUGUGUCUUUCCAUCACCAUCAUCACAUGUCAACAAAAAAAGCAAUCAUACUGGCAGUGUUUCAUUAGAGAAAUCAGAAAUCACAGGACAUGGAGCAGAGGGUAAGAUGAAAGUAUGGAGCAAAAGCCUUAUGAAAAUUUACCCGAGAGGAAUGACUGACCGAAGAUUCUUUUGUGAACCUUGUGGCAAAGGUUACAAGAAGAAAUCUCACCUAGAGCGGCACGUGAGAGUCCAUACGGGUGAACGUCCAUUCCAGUGUUCACACUGUGAGAAGCGGUUUGCAGUGCGGUCAAUCUUAAAGCAGCAUGUCCGAACGCAUACAGGCGAGAAGCCAUACUGUUGUACAGUCUGUCAGCAGCGGUUUCCACAGAAGUCUGGUCUCAUGACUCACACUAUGUUGCACACAGGCAAACCAUUUAAAUGUGACCGCUGUGAAAAGGCUUUCGUCUCAAACCACAAGCUUGUUCAACAUCUGAAGAGUCACGGUGGACCUCGCAAGCAUAUCUGUUCAACCUGUAGUACACAAUUUUUUACAGCGGGAGCACUGUUGCAGCAUGAACAGACUCAUAGUCGCAAGGGUCCACACUUGUGUAUGAUAUGUGGGAACAGCUUUCGGCAGGAAACUCAUCUUAAGUUCCAUUUAGAUGAACACUUACAGAAGUUUAACAGUAUCGAUGCACCAACCUAGCCUACAUGUCUUGUAUUUAGUGUACAGAUGUCAGUGACCUCUCUUUGUUUUCGGAUAUGUAAUAGAACAUUAGAAAGUGCUGAUAUGUUAUUCUGCAUGUUGCCACCAGGUGGUGAAGUGGCUAGUACGUUAUGUGUACGUGAGAAGUUGGUGAAAUCACUGUCACAGAAAUUCCAAGAAGUGAUCUAAAGUGACCCUAAAAUAUUGGAUCUCUUGAACAAUAAUUUUUCACAGAAUAAAUUGCAGGAAGCUGUCCCUUGUGAUAUUAUGUGGCACUUAGAGAAAGUGGCAUCUCUCAGUCUUUCUCCUGUAGCCUGUACUUAUAUGUAGGCAACAGGAAUGUUGCUAAUGGAAAAUUCAUACUUUGGUAAAUAUUAAUGUAAUUCAUGUAUGUUAAUGAAUUCAGUGUAACUGUGCAAUUCAUGCUGGCUGCCUUUGACAAGGUGUGAUAUUUAUGUGGUAUAUAUUGAAAAUGGUUUCAUGGAAAUGGAUUUUUAAGUUUAAAGCUAUUCUGUGCACAGUGUAUGUGGCAGUUUUGUUUAAUCACUUUCCUUCUGCCUUGCCUCACGCCAAGUAGCUCUGUCCUCUUAUUGUCAUCCUGGGUCCCAGGCUAGAUACGGACUCGAGUAGAUUUUUAUUUUAAGUUGCACCAGUUAUUGCUGUGAGAAUGUGGGCAUGGUUCCACAUUUUUUGGUAUUAACUGUAUAAGAUUAUAACAGUGAAGGUUUUGUUUUGGUCUGUUCAGAAUUUAUAAAAUUCCAGCAAGAAAUGUUAUCACAAAGAAGUAAACAAGCUAUAAGUCAGAAGUUCUUCAAACCCCACAGUCUUAUUUACCUUCCUUUGAUGUUUCCACUUUUAUGAGGUUCAACUACAGGGUGUGUCACUUGGAGGAAGCUCUGAAUUGAUAAUUAUAAAUCAUGCCAUAAUUUACUAAUGGAAACAAAAUUUGGUGAGUGUGUACCAUGGUAGAAUUGGAGAUGAUUGAGUUACCAAAGGUGCUGAAAUUGGUUUCUCCUCUAUUGGAGACACAGUCUGCUUAGUCAUAUACAUUAUUCCACCAUGUAACAUGUGGAACCACAGACUGAAGGAAAUGGUACAAACUGGGCAGGCAGGCAGGUAGACAGACAGACAGACAGACAGACAAUGGGUCAGUGUCGCCAACCCCAGUUUUAUCACUAAAUUAUUAAGUGAUUUAUAAUAAUUAAUGGAACCUCCUACAAUUAAUCAUUCUGUAUGAAACUGCACAGUGUACAGAACUUGCAUACACAGCAUUAGCUGUGGUAAUUGCCUUAUGGUUAAUGUGUUUCAGGUUAAUGUUCACUAUAUAGGGUGUCACAAAUGGAAGUUUGAAGAGUGUUACAUUCUGGGAUGUAUUGCCUUGCAGCUUGGUUGAAGUUUUAGAGGAAUGUAGUUCUGCAACUUGAAGGUCAAAUAGUGAACCAAGGAAGACACCAGCAAACUGCAAGUAGAGCUGUGCUUGCUUCGUGUAGACUUCUUGCUUGGUUUACCGUUUAGUUCUGAAGGCGGAGGCAGUACAUUCCUGUGAAACAUCAGUGAACUUCUACUGAACUACAGGUUGUCACAUCCCAGAAGGUACUAUGCUUCACAGUCACUGCUGUGAGAACCAGAUAUCCACAGCUGAUACAUAUAUCAUUUGGCAGUGCCUAGGAUGGUGAUGUGGUUUUCACUGGUAGAGAAAAACGAAAUUUAGCCAUUAUUCAAUUUCUGUUCUUAUUCAGAUAGCUAAAAUUUUUAAAAGAGCUGGAGGGGUACUUGUGCCAGCUGACUGAUCACCUCCUUCCAAUUAAGAUAGCUGAAAAUUCCUCAAAACCAAAAUAUUGUAUUAAUAUUAUAAUUCAAGAAUUCACAUAGGAUUGCUAACUAGCCUUUUUAUAAUAAUAUUUUUUCAAGCUUGAAACUUCAGAUGUGACUUCUCUCGCCUAUCAGAAAUUUACAUGCUUCAUGACGAAUAUUAAUGAUCACGUUUUGAUUUCCUGGUGUAUCUUAAUUACAAAAGAGAAUUAGAACCAGAGGUUUGUCCAGUUGCACUAUGAAUCACAUGCUGUUGGCAUUUAAUUUCACUCUUUCAUGCCCCAUAACUAAAUAUGUUUAAAAAUAUGAACGAUUUUGUACAUCAUCUUGUACAUUUUGUAUGCAGUUCUGUGAUAGGGGCCAGGCUGAACACAAGUCUCUCUGCUGCAAAUUGUGCCUGCUUUGUGGUGUUUUUGCAUAUCUGGCACAUAUGUUCUUGUGUUACAAAUUUGGUAAUUUGCAGAAAAGCAAGCGUUCAUAUGUCUCUAUUAUAUGAGUAUGGAUAUUGAAAUUAUUUCUGUUUAUGUUAUAGGGAUGUGUUGUAAUGAAAGUAUGGGUGGUAUUCAUUGUGUGAAUCAUAUGACAGAGGAUAACAAACUCUUUAUUUUCAAGUGCCUGGUACUUCUCUGCCCCUUAUAUCACGUUAUCCUUAGUUCUUUAGUCUCACAGUUCAUUUUAUCUCCUGAUAGGAGAUCCUUGUAUCAGAAAUUUGUACAUAAAAAUAUUUGAGUUUAGAGAAUGUUUAAUGAGAGACAGGUUUGUGCCUAGCAGUUAAGUGCCAGAGAAAUGGGCACAAUGCUCUGGACAUGUGAAAACAGUUGAUAGGCCAAAGUUACUGAGAAGGGCAUAAGAAUUCAAAUUUAGUUAGAAGAAACAUAAGGUAAACACAGAACAAGAUAUUUAAUCAGGUACUGGAAGACAUCAAUAAAAGAGGAAAUUGGCGGCAAUACAAUGAGAAGGAAGGACUGUGAAAAGAAAGCAAGGUUUGGAAACUUUAACUUUCUGCCUUUCAGUUUAUAUAUAAACGAAAGUGAUGUGGGUAGAAAAGAAAACAAAGUAAAAUAGCAGUCCUGAAUGGGUGAUAAUAUUUUAGCAUAUAAUAAUACCAGAUUCAGGAGAUCAAACCUAAAAAAGAAUUAUUUUUACAUGGCAAAACCAUUGUAAUUGUUUCUUUUCUAAUUAUAAUAAUGAGUGAAUUCCAAUUUCUCUCGAAAGUGUCGUUCUAGAUUCAACUCCUCCUUGUUUGUCCCUCAUUACUUCCUCAAAACUUUCAUAUCAGUUGCUUGGAUUUUGCAGUUUUUCUUGGCAAGGGGCCAUUCUUCACUGUUAAUGUGUUAAUAUUGUUUAAAAUGUAAUCUCUAGAUUUCUGUUUUGCAUUUUUGCCUUUUCCCAUAAAAUGUAAUGAAAUUUUUGUAUAAUGUAAAACAAGCUAUACCAUCAGUUACAAUGGAAAUUUUCAAUAUGAUGAGUUUGUACUUAUCUUAAGUUAAUCAUGAAUAUCAAUAUUGUGUUGUUAUUUUUCCCAAGUUUGUUGAUAGGAGGUAAAGAUGAAGAUGGUAAAAUAAUAACUUCGUUUGUCCAAAUGGCUAUGUGAUAGUUCUUGUUAUAGUUUCAAAAAGUUGUCCUGCACAUAGGCCAUGUCACACUCUCACCAUGUUCAUUCAUUGUUUUUCUAUGCAUACCUUUCCAACAACUGCGAGAGAAUUUGGGUUUAAAAUGCUGGUUAAAGAGUGAUGCAUAUAAUAGUUAUGGAAAUCGUGUGUAGACACAUAAAUAACCUUCGAUAAGUAAUGUUACAUGUGCUAACUCUGUACAGUCACAGCCCAGUUGUAUUUGCAGACUGUAAGGCAUGGGAAAUCCAGAUUGUUUUAAUUUAUUUUGUAGUAAUACUUUAUAUAAGUAAAUGACUUGGUUUUGUUAACUUGUUGAUUUUUAUUUGAAAUGCAAAAUAACAUUUCAUAGCAAGUAGGAAAGCUUUUUGUCACUGAAUACCCUGAAAAUCAAAGCAUAUCAGGGUCAUAUAUUUCAAUAAACAUAUAAUUUGCUGAUCCAUCAUGACAGUACAGACGCCAUCUGGCACCACUGCAAACUGUGUUUCUGCAGGACAGUGAUAAUUUCAAAGAAAUACAUUAAAUAUGUCUUUUAUUAAUUAUAGCAGAGCUUUUCCUACCGUUAAGGUAAACUUGAACAUUGUCACACAAAAAGAAAUUGAGUGGAAGCUUACAUAUCCAUAUUAGGGAUGGGCUGGUUCAGACCUUCCAUGUUUUAGCAUGAACCACUUCCACUUCAAUGUAAGUGAGUCAGAUCUGCAGAAAUAUCAUGUUACAGACAUAGUAUGACAGAAAGGGUCAGUAAAAAUAUUUUUAAGUUCAUGUGCUUGUAUUUGAUUGUCAGCCCAGAAGAUGGUAAUCCUUCCUGAGGUAUUUUAUGGUUUACCUCAGUCCUCCAGGCAAAUGCUGGGAUAGUUUCUUGAUUACCUUUAUUUUUUUUUUUAAUUCACUUAGU
Messenger RNA from Cryptotermes secundus, 7099 nucleotides. Its product is annotated as zinc finger protein 37. The transcript has 2 exons. The record is from RefSeq and is a predicted model, not a curated record. NCBI's taxonomy places the organism in Eukaryota, Metazoa, Arthropoda, Insecta, Blattodea, Kalotermitidae. The coding region runs from base 470 to 2782 and encodes 770 amino acids.